CGCCGGGAUGCUCCGGGACGCGCGCGCUCGGCCCCGCGGCCGCGGCCGGGGCUCGGCUUGACGGCGGUCGCGGCGACCCGGGCCUGGCGCCGGCCCACGGCUGACGACAGCGGCGGCCCCGCCGGUUUCCAUGGAGACGGGCGGGCGCGGCGGCGGGGCUGUCAGCGCGCGCGGCGGCGGCGGGGCUCGCGCGCCCGCGGGGGGCUGCAGGAGGAAGGCGGCGGCCGGGCCCGGGGCCCUCGCGGCGGCCGACAUGGACUUGCCUCGCGACGGCGCCGCCGACACGCCGGCCGCCGAGCCGCCGCCGUCGGGGAGGAUCAACAAGGCGGCGUUCAAGCUGUUCAAGCGGCGGAAAGCCGGCGGCCCCAUGCCCAGCAUCUUCGGGGUCAGAAACAAAGGCGACGGCGGCAGGGGCUCGGCGGCGCCCGCGGGCCUGGCGCGCAGCAAGACCCACGACGGCCUGGCCGAGGUGGCGGUGCUGGAGGGCGGCAGGAAGGACGAGCCGCGCGGCGGGGACGGCGGCGACGGCCCCGUGGCCAAGUCGCACAGCUUCCUGUCGCUGCUGCGGAGGAGCGCGCGGCCCGAGGCGGGGCGGCCGGGCGAGCCGGCGGCCGCGGGCAAGGCGGGCGGCAGACAAAAGCGCGGGCUCCGGGGGCUCUUCGGCGGCGUGCGCUGGCCCCGGAGGGACAAGCAGCGCGGCCCCGCCGCGGCGGCGGCGGCGGCGGCGCCCGCGGCCGGCGCCCCGCGCGGCCUCGCGCCGCCCGGCUCGCUCUCCGCCAGCCUCGAGUGCGUGCCCGAGGAGCCGGGCCGGGCCCCGCGCUCGCCCGAGCCGCCGGGCCCCGCGGACGGCCCGCGCCAGCCAGCAGGUGAGCUCGCGGGGGGAGACGCGGCGCCGGCCGCCGCCGAUCGCGCCCCCCGGCGGACACGGCCGGGCGCCGCCGCCGCCGCCGCCGCCGCGGGGAGCCCCGGGAGCGCGCCCGCCGCCGCCGCCGCCGCCGCCGCCGCCCGCACCCGGGGAGACGCCGCUGCCGCCGCCGCGGGAACGGGGCGCGGGCGAGCCGACGAGGCCCGGGCGCCGCCGGAGCGGGGCGCGCCGGCGGGGCCGCUGCCGCCGGCCGAGGACGCGCCGAGGAGCGGGGCGGCGCCGGCGCCCGCCGAGCCAGCGGCCGAUCGGCUCGGGCUCCUGUUCUCUGACGUGACUUCACUGAAAAGCUUUGACUCUCUUACAGGCUGCGGCGAUGUCAUUGCAGAGCCCGAGGACGAGGCGGGCCCCAGCGGCCAGCAGCGCGCCGCCGGGCCGGGGAAGCCGCGCGCGCUGCCCAAGACCCCCGGCGCGGCGGCCUUCCAGGGCGGCGGCGAGGAGAUGGCGAGCCCCGAGCAGGUGGACGACACCUGUCUGCAGGAGUUCUGGGACAUGCUGUCGCACACGGAGGAGGAGGAGGAGGAGGAGGUCGAGAAGCGGGGCGUCCCGGCGCGGGAGGCCAAGGCGGCGGCCCAGGACAGCCGGCCGGGCCCCGAGCGCCCCGGAGACGCGCGCGGCGCGGACGCUCCCAAGGACGCGGCGGCGUCCAGCAAGCGCCGGAAGCUCAGUCGCAGCCCCGCGGAGCUCCAGCCCGGCGAGGAGCCCCCGACGCCCGGCGAGAAGCCGCAGCCGGCCGUCCCCUACGGCGACGAGGGCCACCGGGACUCCAGCCCGCCUGGGGGCCCGGAGGCAGACCCCGCGGGCGGCGGGAAGCGGUCCCCACCCCGGGACGGCGGCGGCGGCGACGCGCUCCUCGACGGCGGCCCCGCUGCGCCCCCUGCCGACCACGACGCGGCGCCCUGCGCGGCCCGCCGCAAGCCCGGCUCGCCCGUGGCGGUGGCCGGCCCGCUGCGCACGCCGGGCAGCCUGCCCAAGGACUCCAGGAUCCCCAUCAGCAUCAAGCACCUCUCUCACCUGCCCGCCGCGCCCCCCGCGGCGCCCCCGCCGGCGCGCAGCGAGCUGCCCAGAACGAAAAUCCCCGUGUCCAAAGUGUUGGUCCGUCGGGUCAGCAGCCGGGCCUUGGCGGGGUCCGCCCUCCGGGCCACAGCUUGCCACGACGGUGCCAAAAAGUUGUGAGCGUUCGGGAGGAACCGCCUGGCCAGCAACGCGACGCUCUCCGCAG
Molecule: messenger RNA, 2144 nt
Organism: Sorex fumeus (smoky shrew)
Lineage: Eukaryota; Metazoa; Chordata; Mammalia; Eulipotyphla; Soricidae
Gene: AMER2
Product: APC membrane recruitment protein 2
Exons: 1
Coding region: 131-2098 (655 amino acids)
Biological process (GO): regulation of canonical Wnt signaling pathway
Cellular component (GO): plasma membrane
Molecular function (GO): phosphatidylinositol-4,5-bisphosphate binding; beta-catenin binding
Source: RefSeq, a predicted model, not a curated record